AGGAUGAGGGUGAAGGUGCUGAGCCGUAACCCCGAUGAUUAUGUACGGGACAAGCUGGAUCUACAGCGCGUUCCAAGAAACUAUGACCCUGCACUGCAUCCAUUUGAGGUUGCACGUGAGUACACCAGAGCUCUGAAUGCAACAAAGCUGGAGCGGGUGUUUGCAAAGCCUUUUCUAAGCUCACUUGAUGGCCACAGAGAUGGAGUUAAUUGCAUGGCCAAACACCCAAAGAGUUUGUCUACAGUGCUGUCUGGAGCAUGCGAUGGGGAGAUUAGAAUUUGGAACUUGACCAAACGACAGUGUAUUCGUGCUUUACAAGCCCACGAAGGCUUUGUUCGAGGCAUGUGUGCUCGUUUCUGUGGUACUUCAUUCUUUACUGUUGGUGAUGAUAAAACUAUAAAGCAGUGGAAAAUGGAGGGCCCGGCAUAUGGAGAAGAAGAAGAACCUAUUCAUACAAUUCUUGGAAAGACGGUGUAUACAGGAAUUGAUCACCACUGGAAGGAUGCUGUUUUUGCCACCUGUGGCCAGCAAGUGGACAUCUGGGACGAACAAAGGACCAGUCCCAUGUGUUCUCUGACAUGGGGUUUUGAUAGCAUAAGCAGUGUAAAAUUUAAUCCGAUUGAGACAUACCUUUUGGGCAGCUGUGCUUCUGACAGAAAUAUUGUGCUGUACGAUAUGAGACAAUCAACUCCAUUAAAGAAGGUUAUCUUGAGCAUGAGGACAAAUACACUGUGUUGGAACCCCAUGGAAGCUUUCAUUUUUACUGCAGCAAAUGAAGAUUACAACUUAUAUACUUUUGAUAUGCGUUUCCUUACAUCACCUGUGAUGGUGCAUAUGGAUCACGUGUCUGCUGUUCUUGAUGUGGAUUAUUCACCCACUGGGAAAGAAUUUGUUUCUGCCAGCUUCGAUAAGUCUGUCCGCAUUUUUCCUGCAGACAAAGGUCACAGCAGAGAGGUAUAUCAUACAAAGCGAAUGCAGCACGUCAUCACUGUAAAAUGGACUUCAGAUAACAAAUAUAUUCUGUGCGGCUCAGAUGAGAUGAAUAUUCGUCUGUGGAAGGCCAAUGCUUCUGAAAAACUGGGAGUGCUUGCACCACGGGAGAAGGCAGCUAUGAAUUACAAUCAGAAGUUGAAGGAGAAGUUCCAGCAUCACCCACAGAUCAAACGCAUCGCUCGGCACCGUCACCUGCCUAAGAGUAUCUAUUGCCAAAUCAAAGAACAGCGUAUCAUGAGAGAAGCUCGUCGUCGGAAGGAGUUGAACCGUCGUAAGCACAGCAAACCAGGAUCUGUGCCAGUGGUGUCAGAGAAGAAGAAGCAUGUUGUGGCAGUAGUGCAAUAGUUGUUUUCAUAUGUACAGAAUGUUACAAUGAAAGAAAAUAUCGCUAUUGAAUGAAUCCACUAUACAAAAUUUUAAGGGCAUGGGUAAGACAAGUCUAUGGGCUCCAAAGAUGUUGCUUUUCUUUCAAGCAUAAACUUGUUCCGAUUUGUCAAGUCAUUGCCUGCUUUGGCUGGUUGUAAGAAUUGGCCCUGGAAUCAUUUAUUACCAGUCUGAUGUUACUGCCCAAACUCUGUAUUUCAGUGGAGCUUCUGAUAUAAGCUGAUAUCCUACACCAGCGGUCAAGCUAUUAGUAGUCCAAGUCCUACCUUCUGAUAUCAUUACUGCAAAAGAAGAGUGAAAUUGAUAUGGAUUUUUGAGAGGCAAAUAACUAUUCCUUAUAUUAGAACCAUAAAACCAGUUGACUUUAGGCAGAUUUUUAACAGAAACCUAGUAAAAUAAACAAGUGACUUUAAUUCAAUGGAGUCGAUCUUGAUUAUUCCAACUGGUAAAUGUUCUGCUUCGUAUUUGCUGCAGCACAAUAUAUUGUUUCCCUUUUACAUGAAAGGACCUCUCUAAAAACAGGUGAUGUUUUGUUCUGCCCUUAACUAUUGUUAUAUGACUUGACAUAACUUCAAAGACUGCUGAAGUUACUAAUGUUAACAAGAGCAUAGUUGAAUAAAUCUUUUUUACCUUGAUUAAAACUUAAUUUAAGUCUCAUAUUUGAAGUUUAUAUUUAAAUAAAUAAAAGCUUUACAUUCCUCAA
This is a messenger RNA of Coturnix japonica (Japanese quail), 2080 nucleotides long. RefSeq names its product DDB1 and CUL4 associated factor 13 (gene DCAF13). Gene Ontology annotation, biological process: maturation of SSU-rRNA from tricistronic rRNA transcript (SSU-rRNA, 5.8S rRNA, LSU-rRNA). Lineage: Eukaryota; Metazoa; Chordata; Aves; Galliformes; Phasianidae. The record is from RefSeq and is a predicted model, not a curated record. Gene Ontology annotation, molecular function: protein binding. Gene Ontology annotation, cellular component: nucleolus; small-subunit processome.